CUCAAACUUUGUCCUGCUCCACGCGCCGUGACUCGCCUGCUUGAUCAGAACAGCGGUCUUCCGUCACGCCACCUCAUUCGAUUGGUCAUAUUCCGUUACCCCAGCCGUUGAUUUUCGUUCCCUAAGGAUAUACAUAGUCCAUUUCCGAAUCUUCCACUGCUACACGUAUUGACUUCCAGGCAACACUGCAACGAUGCCCGCUCUCCUCACACCGUCCUUGAACAAUGCCCCAGACUCGAUAACUACUGGUCUCGAUUACGUUCGGCGAUCCGGCAUUCUCAUUGCCUCCGAUGGAGCGGAAUACAACCGAAUCGCUGAAUUCGAUCCUCUCGACGCGACCUCCAACCCUUCUCUCGUUCUCGCUGCGGUCAGCAAACCUGAAUAUGCGCAUCUCAUUGACGAAGCUGUGGAUUACUCGGUCAAGAAAGGCGGAGACCUGAACGAGGAAGAGAGGACUACGCUGGCAUUGCUCAAACUGCUCGUCCUUGUAGGCGUGCAGAUAUUGUCUAUCAUCCCAGGCCGCGUCUCCGCUUCCGUCGACCCACGAACGGGCUACUCGAUCCCCGCCAUCCUCUCCCAAGCCCGCACCAUCAUCUCCCUCUUCGAGGAGAACUCCAUCCCCCGCUCUCGGAUCCUCGUCAAAAUCCCCGGAACGCCAGAAGGCAUCUCGGCUGCUCAUACCCUCGAACACCCAACGGACGGCUCAGAACCGAUAUACACCAAUAUCACACUCAUCUUUGGCCGUGCUCAGGCUCUCGCGUGUGCCCAGGCGGGCCUCAGCGUGAUCUCUCCUUUCGUCGGUCGAGUGAAGGACUGGUGGGAUGCACAGGGCUUCUCUCUGACCGAACGCGACCCUCACCCGGGUAUGGCGCUCGUUUCUUCGAUCCAACGCGCCUAUGCAAGGUAUGGGUACAAGGGGAAGACGGAGGUGAUGGCAGCUGGGUUCAGGAAGCCUGAAGAAGUGUUGGCGAUGGCGGCUGGUUUGGGACGACCGGACGAGGCGUUUGAGGUGGUACCCGAUUCGAUGAAGGGCUGGAAGCGGGGGACUUUCCUGGCUGCGGACCUCGUCACUAUCCCUCCGGAGCUGCUCGCUGGAUUGAGGUCGUGGACCUUCCCUGCCAAAUCCCCGACGGUGCCGAAGAUGCGAUCACAAGAAACGGAGGUCGAUGAAGAUACGGAACCCAUAUAUUUCGAGGCGCGCCUGGGAUCGACGACCAGCCUUUACGAGAGCACGUUGAAGAACAGCAAAACCGAGAGGAUUGUCUUGGACAAAGUUUCUGAGGGACUGGAAAAGUUCAGUGCGGACGCGGUCAAGUUGGAGGAUAUCGUGCGAGACAAGGUCCUAGCUGCUCUGCGAAGAUAA
Messenger RNA from Coprinopsis cinerea okayama7#130, 1363 nucleotides. Its product is annotated as TAL1. Gene Ontology annotation, molecular function: transaldolase activity. Gene Ontology annotation, biological process: carbohydrate metabolic process; pentose-phosphate shunt, non-oxidative branch. Gene Ontology annotation, cellular component: intracellular anatomical structure. The record is from RefSeq and is a predicted model, not a curated record. Lineage: Eukaryota; Fungi; Basidiomycota; Agaricomycetes; Agaricales; Psathyrellaceae. The coding region runs from base 194 to 1363 and encodes 389 amino acids. The transcript has 2 exons.